CCCCAGCGUCUCCCACCUCUUUACUGUGCAACUAGGAAGUUGCGGUUUCAAUGUCCUGCAGGGCAAGCUCUCUCUUACUUUCUCUACCGAAUCUUAGUAUUCUUAGUGACCCUCUUAGCGAUCACGAAGACAAAACCCAAAUUUCUUCAACUUCUCAAGGUUUAUUCCCAUAUCGCGAAAGAGAAAUAGACGUAUUCAUUCACUCCCUUUGAAGUCCUUUUUUCUUUCUCGUCUUGUUUCAAAUCAAUAAACCCUUCCAUCGUGCCCCCCCGGGCCCCUACUAAGCCGACACCUUUUUACGUGCGACCGUCAGCCACCGGUCUUUUUUUACUGGCGCAACCGAUUCGAUCGCUUCUCUCGGGUAUUCGUGGCAUCUCUGCUGAUCGAGGCGCAACACGAACACCUGACUAUCCUUCGUUGGUGCUGCCCUCGCCCGGCGCGAGCCAUCAAAUCUCCUUUUGCGACGACUUCCUUCCCUUCCCUUUUCCACCAUACCCAUCACUUUCUACUAGACGUUGCGAUUGCGCUCGCAACCAUAUACCUGUCUUCAUGAUGAUGUUAGACGAGAAAUACAUCGGAUUAGCGCUAGCUAUCUCCUCAAGUUUAGCCAUUGGCACGAGCUUUGUAAUAACGAAGAAGGGGUUAUUGCAAGCAGAAGAGAAACAUGGCUUUCAGGGCGAGGGCUUCGUCUAUCUAAGGAAUCCAAUGUGGUGGGCCGGGAUGGUAACAAUGAUCACUGGAGAAGUCUGCAACUUCGCCGCAUAUGCCUUCGCACCAGCUAUUCUAGUAACACCUUUGGGUGCGCUGUCCGUCCUAAUAGGAGCCGUCUUAGGGUCAUACUUCCUGAAGGAAGAGUUAGGAACAUUAGGAAAGCUUGGAUGUGCCAUAUGCUUGCUCGGCGCUAUCAUCAUUGUCCUCCACGCUCCUCCCGAUGAAGAUAUCCAGACUGUCGAAGUCAUUCUUAGAUAUGCGCUUAGGCCGGGGUUCCUUCUUUACUGUACGACCGUAGCCAUCUUCGCGACCGUUAUGAUCUAUAAGAUCGCUCCAGUGCAUGGCAAAAAGAACCCUCUGAUAUACCUCUCGAUCUGCUCUACUGUCGGCUCCGUUUCCGUCAUGUCUGUGAAAGCUUUUGGCAUUGCGCUAAAGCUCACAUUCGCAGGAAAUAACCAGUUCACCCAUGCCUCGACAUACAUCUUCAUGAUUCUUACAGCAUUGUGCAUCCUGACCCAGAUGAAUUAUUUCAACAAGGCACUCAGUCAGUUCAGCACGCAAAUAGUUAACCCCCUUUACUAUGUGACUUUCACUACCGCCACCUUAUGUGCUUCGUUUAUCCUCUUUUCUGGUUUUAACACUACUGAUGUUGUUAAUACCCUCUCCUUGCUAUGUGGUUUCCUUAUCACCUUCACUGGUGUCUACCUUUUGAAUCUCUCGCGUCGUGACCCUAACGGGACGAGAAUGCUUGCCGGACAGAGCACAGAUGCUACCGGCACCGACAUGAUCUCGAGCCUCCAGACGCGUCUCAGUAUGCAAGCUCGCCGCAGCACAGGUUCGCGGAUAAGCAUAGGAAGCCGAGGGCAGUCUGAUAGGGAAGGACUUAUGCGCGCGUAUGACUUGGAACAGGCGGCAGGCGAAUUUGGCCUUAACGACCUAACCUCGGAUAGUGAUGACGAACCGUCGUCGAGGAGGAAUGGGGGCCCGUCACCAAAAGUCCAUGAAUCGAUUGAGUUGCAAAGCCGGAAGAAGUCGGGCGAGUGAUGGACGUCGACAUACCAAGAUUAGCAUCUCUUAAAACAUCUCCACCAAGAUCUCUACGACCGCAUUGUAUAUUUUCUCAUUCGCCGAACCGCUUCUUCGAAAGCAUUAGAAAGUUCAAUCCCACUGGUGGACACGAUUGAUAUCAUGGAUUUUACGUGGGAACCUAAGGUGUAUAAUGGUAGCCAUACCUCCCUCCCGAUAUUGAGGAGGGGAUAUCCGGCUCGAUAAAGGAGUAUAGAAAGGCAACUACGUUUUGGGUUCUUGGUUGGGAUUCUCACUGCGGCGUUCCGGGGGACAUUGGUCACUUUGGAAGUACCCCUUCCGGCACACAGAUUCGGCGUACGGACAAGGAAUCCGGUUCGUUCAGUUCAGGGGGCACGAAGAAACGGGUAGUCGAGCUGCCGGCCCACCCCAAUUAUUUUUCCGAGUUUGUGAGAUUAUUUUUUGCCAAAUUUACUUGGUUGUACGAUUACCACGCGUGGAAAGAGAGAUGACGGACACGUUUCUUGUUCCCUUGUCUCAAUUUUUUGUUCAAACAACGACGGCAAGGGUUGGGAAGCUGGCAUGGGAAUCGAGACGGGAACGGACGGCGGGGUUCCUAGGUUGGUCCGGUGGCAUCAAAUAGGUAGCCGCCGCUGAGCUUUUCGAGGGACUUAUGUAGGUUAUCUAGCUUCUGGGGAGACAGCGAGUAAUUAAUGCACGCCAUCUUCCAACGUAUCGCGUAUACCCGUGG
Messenger RNA from Annulohypoxylon truncatum, 2488 nucleotides. Its product is annotated as DUF803-domain-containing protein. The coding region runs from base 550 to 1755 and encodes 401 amino acids. Lineage: Eukaryota; Fungi; Ascomycota; Sordariomycetes; Xylariales; Hypoxylaceae. Gene Ontology annotation, molecular function: magnesium ion transmembrane transporter activity. The transcript has 7 exons. Gene Ontology annotation, cellular component: membrane. The record is from RefSeq and is a predicted model, not a curated record. Gene Ontology annotation, biological process: magnesium ion transport.